CGUAACGAGGUUUUCUGUGUAAACCGGACGUUAGCGCCUCUCGUGAGUUGCGCAACAGUCGCGAGGUCAGCAGCAUUGUAACUUUUGGCGCCAACCGACUGCAAGGCGCUAUAUCUUUCAGUUCCAUAACAAUUAGCUUGAAAAAUUAUGCCGCCAAGGAAAGCAACAAAACGACCAGCUCAAACUUCUGCGAAAGGUCCCCGGGAGCCAAAACAGAUUAGGAAAAAGCAAGAAUUAUUUGUAAAACCCGAUUUACGGCAAUCUACAACUGGAGGCGUAUUAUUGGUAUUUGGACAAGGUGAUGUGGGACAGCUUGGUUUAGGAGAAGAAGUUGUUGAAAAAAUUCGUCCAGCAGUUAUCCCUGGAUAUCAAGAUAUCGUAGCUGUAGCUGCUGGUGGUAUGCAUAAUGUGUGCCUAAGGCAAACCGGAGAAGUAUUAACUUUUGGGUGCAACGACGAAGGAGCAUUGGGACGAGAUACGUCUAAAGAUGGUUCUGAAACUGAACCAGGUCUUGUUGACCUGCCUGGCAAAGCCAGUCAGGUGACAGCUGGUGAUUCCCAUAGCGCCGCUUUAUUAGAGGACGGACGAGUUUUUGCAUGGGGCUCUUUUAGGGAUUCCCAUGGUACUAUGGGAUUAACGUUAAAAGGAAAUGAACAAUUUCCAAUAGAAAUACUGCCUAAUGUAAAAGUAGUUAAAAUAGCAUCUGGUGCUGAUCACUUAGUGUUACUUAAUGAAAAUGGACAUGUGUACACAUGCGGAUGUGGGGAACAAGGUCAACUAGGACGAGUAGCUGCUAGAGCAGCCAGUAGGAAUACUCGUCAUGGUAUGGGUCCUUUAUUAACCCCAGGUUUAGUUGAAUUUAAAGUUACUAAGAAACUAGAAUUUGACGAUAUAUGGGCUGGUACAUAUUGUACCUUUGCUAAAGAAUAUCAAAAAGGUGAUAUAUAUGUAUUUGGAUUAAAUAAUUAUUAUCAAAUUGGCUUGAAAGAUCCUGUAACUCAUUUUCACCCGCAAAUUUCAAAAACCUUCAGCGGAAAAGUUUGGAGGCACAUCGGUAGUGGACAGCAUCAUACUAUUGCUCUAGAUGAUUCUGGCCAAGUAUUUGUUAUGGGCCGUAAAGAAUACGGUCGCCUUGGACUUGGAUCUAAUUGCUCAGAUGCAAAAGAAUUAACAUCAGUUCCUAGUUUAAGUUCCUUUAAAUGUAUCGAUGUUGCAGCGGGUAGUGCCCAAUCUUUUGCUGUUACCGAAUCAGGAGAUUUAUAUUCAUGGGGUAUGGGUUCGAGUGGUCAACUAGGUACAGGAGAAGAAGAAGAUGUCGAAGAACCGACGUUAGUAAAAGGAAAACAACUGGAGGGAAAGACAGUGAUACGGGUCGCAGGUGGAGGCCAACAUACGUUAGCGUUAGCAACGAUCCAUUCAGUAAAAGAAAAAACUGCUGGCUAA
This is a messenger RNA of Habropoda laboriosa, 1443 nucleotides long. It is a transcript of the gene Rcc1, whose product is annotated as regulator of chromosome condensation. Gene Ontology annotation, cellular component: cytoplasm. Lineage: Eukaryota; Metazoa; Arthropoda; Insecta; Hymenoptera; Apidae. The record is from RefSeq and is a predicted model, not a curated record. Gene Ontology annotation, molecular function: guanyl-nucleotide exchange factor activity. Bases 148 to 1443 code for a protein of 431 amino acids. The transcript is spliced from 6 exons.